This is a messenger RNA of Micromonas pusilla CCMP1545, 708 nucleotides long. RefSeq lists its product as uncharacterized. The transcript is spliced from 2 exons. The record is from RefSeq and is a predicted model, not a curated record. Gene Ontology annotation, molecular function: zinc ion binding; DNA binding. Bases 1 to 708 code for a protein of 235 amino acids. NCBI's taxonomy places the organism in Eukaryota, Viridiplantae, Chlorophyta, Mamiellophyceae, Mamiellales, Mamiellaceae.
AUGUCCAACAAGUACGUCAUCGAACACGCGAAGAGCGGCCGAUCCAACUGCAGGAAGUGCAAGGAUCCGAUCGCCAAGGACGCCCUGCGCUGGGGCAGCAUCACGACGAGGGACGAGCACGAUCAGACGUACUGGAGCCACCUCGGCUGCGUGACCGAAAAGCAGUUCACGAACGCGCUCGAGUCGUACGAGUCCCUGCGCGAGAUCCCCGGCGUCGGCGACGACGAGGACAUCCUCGGUCAGGUCGACCAGGCGUACGCCGCGACGCAGACGAGCGCGAACUUCGACGCCGCGCAAAAGGCGCAGGAGAAGGCGGACAAGGGCUCGCACAAAGUCGAGGAGAAGGAAGCGAAAGCCGCGGAGAAAGCCAAGGCGAAGAAGGACGCCGCGGCCGCGAAGCAGGCGGAGAAGGACGCCAAGGCCAAGGCGAAGGAAGAGAAGGAGCGCGCGAAGGAAGAAGCGAAGGCCGCGAAGGCGGAGCAGAAGGCUGCCGCCGCCGCCGCGAAGAAAGACGCCGCCGCCGCCGCCGCCGACGACGACGCCGAGGCGGAAGACGACGACGACGAGCCGAUCGCGGUGAGCAAGAAGCGCAAGAACGCGUCCAUGAAGCCCGCGAAGGUCUUCAGGGAAGGCAACCGGAAGUCCUCGCGGAAGGACGCGAUCGCGGCCGAGGAAGCCGACGCCCCGUGCUCGCCCGCCGCGGCGUGA